CAGACUGCAUGCAGUUUGGUAUUAAAAUGUUUUCAGUAGCCCCAACCAUUGUGUUCUUAUACAUUUGAGAUGACAGACAGACGUUGAGACAUUUUGGCGAAUUAUAACUUUGUAUAAAUAGCGAGGACUGACGGCGCUCGGCGGCCAGCAGCCUUCCUGUUGUUAUUUUUUUCAGAGUGUAUUUAAAACGUGCAAAGGUACUGUAGGCAGAGCAAGCUAGCUUUAGCUUACGUUAGUCAGGUCGGACGGCGACGAGGCCCAAGCCGGACGGGAACACGGGUGAGCCAUGGCUAACAUCGCAGUUCAGAGGAUAAAACGGGAAUUCAAGGAAGUGCUUAAAAGUGAAGAGACUAGCAAAAACCAGAUAAAGGUGGAUCUGGUGGACGAAAACUUCACAGAACUUAAAGGAGAGAUAGCAGGGCCACCUGACACGCCAUAUGAAGGAGGUAGAUAUCAACUAGAAAUUAAAAUCCCAGAGACGUAUCCAUUCAAUCCACCCAAGGUUCGGUUUAUCACGAAGAUCUGGCAUCCCAAUAUCAGCUCAGUCACAGGUGCAAUAUGUCUGGACAUUCUUAAAGACCAGUGGGCGGCAGCUAUGACACUGAGGACAGUUCUCUUGUCAUUACAAGCCUUACUGGCAGCCGCAGAACCAGAUGAUCCACAGGAUGCUGUGGUAGCUAAUCAGUACAAGCAGAAUCCAGAGAUGUUUAAACAGACAGCGAGACUCUGGUCUCACGUCUACGCAGGCGCUCCCGUCUCCAGUCCGGAGUACACACGCAAAAUAGACAAACUCUGUGCCAUGGGCUUUGAAAAAAAUGCAGUAAUAGUGGCAUUGUCGUCGAAAUCCUGGGAUGUGGAGACGGCGACAGAGCUGCUGCUCAGUAACUGAGUACUUCUGGCACCUCCUUCAUCUUCCACUUAAUCCCAAUCUCUCCCUCCUACCCACACAUCCUCUCUCUCUCUCGAAUUCCCACUGUCUGAAGGCGUCUCUUCCCUUAAUGUACCCUCUGUUUUAAAGUGGACUCCUCACAUCUACACUUGCCCUCUUCUCCAGCCCCGCCUUUAUCCCCUCUGUGUUGCGUCUCUCAUCUGCACUCGUCACCGUCUGCUGUACAACACUCCAAUCAGCCGCUCUGUGAGCUCUUAUCUCUGGUUUCUUAAUUCAUUCAACAUUCCACUCAGAGCUACAAUCAGAAAUCACACUUCACCACCUUUGAAGCAAAUGCCAGACUUAAGACCCCGCCCACACCCGCCAAUCUCCCAGCUCUUUCUGGCUCUGUGCAAGAAGCAGCUGACAGCAGCUUAUCCUUGCCUAUGCAGUGCAUUUUACUUUAAUUUGUGAAAACCUUGGUGGGAGAGAGUCAAGCCAUUUAGGGGAGGGGCUCUUUUGGACCUGGUCCUGAUUUAACACACUUUUGGGCUGUUUUUCUGGACGAGGAUUAAGCUGAGAUUUUGAACUUUUAAAUUGGAGACUCGGUCAAAACUUUCUUGCACUGUUUCCAAACCAUACCUUAAUCCCUUCACUAUUCCAAAAUAAAAACUUAGUAAUGUUGGCGUCAUUUCUAACAGCAUAGAUUGCUGAACAGAGAAUUUAUAAUUUGAGAUGUAAUAUUAGGAUUUUGAGAAUAAGUUACUGGAAGUAUCUAAUUACAAUCAUAGACAUAUUUGUUAUAUUGUGGGAGUUUUCAGGGCAAUAACAGUGCUUUAAUUGGACAUAAAAUUGAGGGGAAAGUCACAAAAUGCAACAAAGUAAACGCAGAAUGCGUUCAUCAGCUUAUUCCGUGUUCUAGAAAUCAGUUCAAGUGUCAAAAGGUGUUCACACAGUAGCCAUAUUCAUUUUCAUGCCAUGUUUCACCCUCUUCAGCUGUUGGCAAUUGACCCAAAAUCCAGGAAAUCUUCAGUUACUGUCCUCACAACCUGUUCUUCACUUGGCUUACUUCCUUUCUUCCUUUACCCCCACAUUUUUUUUUAGAAAAAAAUCAUGUUUUAUUUGGAUAUGACUUCUACAGGAAUACAUUUUGAUUCUUGUUUUUAAACGGAGAGAAAAACACAUUCAGCAGUAACACAACCUGUCACAAGUCUGGAUAAAAAAUGGUUCAAAAUGAUAGAAAAAUAUAGCAUCAACCUACCUAGGCCAACAGAUAAAAUGUCAAUGAUUCAUCUGUAAAUAAAAUAUUGAAGUCUGUGUAAAUUAAUCCACCCUCUGUGCUUUCUGUGUUGCCUCUCUCACACACGCACGCGCACACACUCUCAUGCACACUACUUGACAGUAAU
Messenger RNA from Pelmatolapia mariae (spotted tilapia), 2274 nucleotides. It is a transcript of the gene ube2ka, whose product is annotated as ubiquitin-conjugating enzyme E2Ka (UBC1 homolog, yeast). The coding region runs from base 287 to 889 and encodes 200 amino acids. The transcript is spliced from 7 exons. Lineage: Eukaryota; Metazoa; Chordata; Actinopteri; Cichliformes; Cichlidae. The record is from RefSeq and is a predicted model, not a curated record. Gene Ontology annotation, molecular function: protein binding.